This is a messenger RNA of Malassezia restricta, 846 nucleotides long. RefSeq names its product protein-tyrosine phosphatase. The record is from RefSeq and is a predicted model, not a curated record. The coding region runs from base 1 to 846 and encodes 281 amino acids. Gene Ontology annotation, biological process: protein dephosphorylation. Gene Ontology annotation, molecular function: protein tyrosine phosphatase activity. The transcript has a single exon. Lineage: Eukaryota; Fungi; Basidiomycota; Malasseziomycetes; Malasseziales; Malasseziaceae.
AUGAGCCAGGUGGGCGAAGCAUCGUAUGCGCUGGAUUGGCUCAACCGCAUCGAUGCGUUGCGCAGGACUGAUCCGAGAUAUUCGUGCCAUGCAGCCGCAGUGCAUACAGAGGCAAAUCGGUACACGAAUGUGGCUCCCUAUGAUGGCGCUGUCCUGCCUGGCCCCUAUAUCAAUGCCUCUCUGAUCCCACCCCUGCCAGAUGCCGAGCGUGGUUUCCCGUGCAUUGCAUCACAGGCACCGCUUCCUUCUACAUACCCGACAUUUUUUGAGCAUAUUUGUACCCAAAAAUCGCGGAUCAUUCUAAAUUUGACGCCGCUAGAAGAGCGAGGUAUACCCAAGAGUGAUCGAUACUGGCCGUGGGAUACGGCAUCGCCGCUCCUGAUAGGCCCGUGGUCCGUUACACUCUUGUCUAUCGAAAGUGCAUCUGAAGCAUUCCCUGGCACCAAGGCAGCGGCGCUUGACAAGCUGUGUGUUCGUCGAUUGCAGCUAUCGAGGCCAGGCAUGUCGCACCCUGUAACACAAUUGCACUUUGUCGGCUGGCCCGAUCAUGGUGACUUGGAUGUUCAGAGCUUUUGUGGUCUCCUCGAAGCGGUUCAUGCCGUUCAGGGCGAGUCAGCGACGCCCGCAUGGAUCCAUUGCUCGGCCGGCAUUGGCCGUUCAGGCACGGUGAUCGGCGCGCUUCUAGCGCAGAUGCAGCCGAGCUUGUUUUUCGCACAAGGCACCGCAUUAGAACAAGCUACGUACUUGACGGCCUAUAUGCGCAAGUUUCGUCCAGGUUCCGUGCAAACGCCGACGCAGCUCGUGUCCAUGGCCGCGACCUUAGCGGCACUCUGCUCGGGGGUAUAA